Messenger RNA from Bipolaris zeicola 26-R-13, 2418 nucleotides. RefSeq lists its product as uncharacterized. Gene Ontology annotation, cellular component: elongator holoenzyme complex. Gene Ontology annotation, molecular function: protein binding. The record is from RefSeq and is a predicted model, not a curated record. Lineage: Eukaryota; Fungi; Ascomycota; Dothideomycetes; Pleosporales; Pleosporaceae. The coding region runs from base 1 to 2418 and encodes 805 amino acids. The transcript is spliced from 2 exons. Gene Ontology annotation, biological process: tRNA wobble uridine modification.
AUGCACGUCUCUCCUGAAUUCAUAGCCACGGGUGGCAACCGAAAUCCCGCGGCCGCCGAUUGGGAUGACGCUGGUUUGCAAUUCUUGGCUUUUGGCGCCGACAAUAAUAUUGCCCUGUGGGAUCCUCAAGAUGAAGCACUUCGCGGAGUACAAGCAAUCUUAAGCGGGCAUACCAAGCCUGUAAAUUCUGUCAAGUUCUUCCCUACUCAGUCAUCAGACGUCUCAGUCUUGCUUAGUGGAUCAGCCGACAACACCAUCCGCAUAUGGCGAGGCAGGAGAGAUGAACGCUUUGAAUGUCUGAAAACUAUAUCGGAACAUCAACAACCUGUCACCCGGAUAGCCACACUCCCUGGAUCAAAUACCUUUGCCACUGGAUCCUCCGAUGGUACUGUCAAGAUUUGGAGGCUCACUCACUCUUCAGACUUUGCUUCAAUUGAUGUCGACAUUGUCCAGACCAUAACGCUUUCUCCCAAAUACUUUCCCCUGAAUCUAGCGCUUGCGAAAUUGGAUGAAAGCUCAACCGUGCUGGCUGUCGCUGGUACUCGUACAACCAUCCAGAUAUUCGUAUCUCAAGACAGCCAGUUUCAGCUUUCGGCUACACUGACCGGACACGAAGGAUGGAUCCGCGCACUUGCUUUUACCAAAGAAACAGCAGACUCAAACAGUGAUCUUCUUCUGGCUUCUGCAAGCCAAGACAAGUAUAUUCGUCUCUGGCGACUUCACCGAGGAGACGAACUUCCUGCUGCGAGCACUGCGCUAAAUGACCCUGCCUUGGGUGGUAUGGGGAAAUCGCUAUCGAACAAAGCUCAUUGGAUUAGUUCAGCUGCAUCCAAACAUUCAAUAACAUUCGAGGCUUUGCUGUUAGGCCAUGAGGACUGGAUCUACCAAGCGUCUUGGCGGCACCGGGAUGGAAAGCUACAGCUGCUGUCCACUUCCGAAGACAAUUCUCUGUCGAUCUGGGAGUCUGAUCCUACUUCUGGUGUGUGGGUUUGUGUCACUCGGUUAGGAGAGAUCAGUGCCCAAAAAGGUUCGACAAGCGCUACUGGCAGCGCAGGGGGUUUCUGGAUUGGACUCUGGUCACCGGACGGCAACACAGUAGUGUCUCUCGGUCGUACCGGCAGUUGGCGAAAGUGGACAUUCUCAGCUGUAGAGGAUAUGUGGACACAGCAGGUGGCUGUUACAGGGCAUGUGCGUGAAGUCAAGGGUGUGUCAUGGUCGAGAGAUGGCUCGUAUCUACUCACAACAGGCACUGACCAGACAACACGGUUGUACUCGCAAUGGAAGCGCGACGGUAUGUCACCAUCAUGGCACGAAUUCUCACGGCCACAAAUACACGGAUACGAUCUCAACUGCAUCGAUACAGUCUCGGAUACUCAGUUCAUCUCCGGUGCAGACGAGAAGCUCCUCCGUGUCUUUGACGAACCAAAAGGCGUCGCAGAGAUGCUCCACAAGCUCUGCGACACACAACCGUCCAAAUCCGCCUCAUUCCCAGACGCCGCCAAUAUCCCCGUCCUAGGCCUCUCAAACAAAGCCAUCCAAGCCGUCAGUGAUGAAGACGCCAUCGAAAACGGCGAUGACGACGACCGCGAAGCCAUCGACCCCGCCUCAGUCAUCCGCAGAUCUACCCUCGAUUUCAAACACCCCCCCUUUGAAGACCACCUCGCCCGCCACCUUCUCUGGCCCGAAACAGAAAAACUAUACGGCCACGGCUACGAAAUCUCCGCCUUGGCCAUCAGCCACGACGCCAGCCUCGUCGCCACCGCCUGCCGCGCAAGUUCCAUCGACCACGCCGUGAUCCGCCUCUACGACACAAAAGAAUGGCUCGAAGUCAAACCGCCACUAAAAGCACACUCCCUCACCGUCACUUCCCUGGCUUUCUCCCCAGACGACAAGUACCUGCUUAGCGUAGGCCGCGACCGCCAAUGGGUCAUUUGGGAACGCAGCCCUGAUGCACCAUCGCUUUUAACUCUCAAACACGCAAAUCCGAAAGGCCAUUCUCGCAUGAUUCUUGAUGCGGCAUGGACGCCGAUAGCGGAUCACCCAACGUUCACGACGGCCGGAAGAGACAAGAGCGUCAAGAUAUGGCAGAUGACCGAUUCAGAAGUCAUCCUCAAAGCUACGGUCGCGGCAAAUGCCCCUGUUACGGCUGUGGCGUGUAACACCACGCGCAAAGAUGCGGGCCAGAAAGUUGUCUUUGCGUUUGGAACCGAAAACGGGGACUUGGGGAUUGGCAGUGUGGGUAUCGAGGCGCUGGAUCAGGUUGCGGUGGCUAUGGUGGAUAAGGAGGUGCUACCUGCUAAGACGAUUAACCAGAUUGUUUGGCGACCAGGCAGAGGGGGUGAGGGACAAGAGCAGAUUGCCGUUGCGAGUGAUGAUACUUCGCUCAGGAUUUUCAAUGUCAAGGAUGAUAUGGCGUAG